This is a messenger RNA of Symbiodinium natans, 1392 nucleotides long. NCBI's taxonomy places the organism in Eukaryota, Dinophyceae, Suessiales, Symbiodiniaceae. The record is from the annotation of a GenBank genome assembly.
AUGGGAAAUGAGCUGUGCGCACAUCCGACCACUGAAGUGUCAUGGGUGCACCAGAUCUUCUUCCCAAUGUACCUGGUGAAGGUGUCGGAUUUGCUGCAGAUGAGCGGCAGACCCAGAUCCCACGGCUUCCUGUUGCAGGAGAACCUCUUGCACGUGUGGGAGCCAGGCAUGUUCGUGAUCUUCAUCUCGCACCAGUGGCUGUCGAAGCUGCAUCCCGAUCCGCGAGGUGAGCAGCUAGGGGUUCUGCAGUCAGCAUUGAGACACCUUGUGGACGAAUCGCUGCACUUGAGUUUGGAUGGCCAUUGCGCUUUCCAUUUCGACGGCGUAAAGGCAACGGCGGAGCUUCGGUCCCAGAUCCCUGAAGCCUACGUUUGGAUGGACUGGUUUGGCGUCCCGCAGGUUACCUCACAGGAUCAGAAAGCCGGCAUCAACGAAGAUACGACGCAAUCUGAUGCGGCGAAAGCGAUUCAGAGCAUCCCAGGAUAUGUCGAGAGGUCGAAUCUCCUCGUCGCACUCGUGCCAGACUUGUUUCACACGGACACCGAUGAACUUUGCAACAGGAGUUCUUGGCUUUCGCGUGGUUGGUGUGAGGCGGAGUUGCUGUGCCAUAUACUCGCGAACAAGAAGGACACCACGGUGGUCACCAUAAGUGCGUCCAUGUCUGCAGAACUCACUGUUUGCCGUGUUGAGUGGGAUGCUGUCAAAAACAGUGCCUUCACGGUUGAAAGUGAUCGUUCUGUGGUCACUGAUCUGGUCAACAAAGCACUUUCUACCAAAAUUCGGCAUGCGACAGACUCCGGCAAUUUGGCCGUUGCGCGCCACCUUCUCGCUGGGCAGGCGGUCUUUAAUGACUUUGCAGUGAACGACUGGGAUGUGGAUUUCUUUUGCAAUCAUUUUCGUUUCUGUGGCCUCCCAGUCCAUCAGAGAUGUUUUAAUCUGCUUGAUGUCUUCCGUCAGCCCGACGGGCACACACCUUUGAUGGUGGCGGCGCAUACGAACCAAGAUCCUUCCGUCCUGUCUACCCUCAUCGAGCUUCGCUCUGAUGUGAACGCAACCGAGGAAUUUGGAUUGGUGCUGUCUCAUUUCAUCAAGUCGCCCGGGCAAGCGCGAGUACUGGCCCAAGCUAAAGCCGACCUGACUAGCGGAGGGCCUCUGGGAUCUGGUCCGUUGGUCACAGUUUCGGCGUGGUCAAGCUGUGAGACCGUGGCAGCAAUGAUCGCAUGCAGGUGCGAAGUCAAUGCCCAGGAAGAAUUCUUUUCUCCCCUACACACAGUUUCCACGACCUCGAAGCAACAUGCAGCCGAGAAAGCCCAGCUACUGAUUGGGCUUCGAGCCGACCUCGACAAGAGGGCUUCGUUGUCAGGCUCGGUUUUCAAGGCAGCCAAUAAGUAG